GUUUGCCGACGCUGCAAAUCCCGCAACCAUCGUCCGUACGGUGAGCUACGACCAUUGCCAGUCCCGUUGAGGCGAACGGAAGCGAUUGCCAUGGACAUCACCGACCCGUUCCCCAAGCACAAGACCGAAGUGGAUGGGAUUCUCACGGUGGUCGACCGACUCACCAAGUUCGCCAUGUUUUUGCCUUGUCGCUAUCAUGCCAAGGCAGCGGAGUUGGCCGAGGUUCUGUACGCCGGUUGGAUUCGCACCAAGGGUUACCCCAAGAAGAUCGUCUGCGACCGCGAUACUCGGUUCAUGUCCGAUUUUUGGUUGGCGCUCAUCAAGCGAUGGGGCUCAUCUCUCAAGCCCAGUUCAGCUCGCCACCUUCAGACAGAUGGCCAGACGGAGAGGGCGCAUCAGACCGCACAGGUUCUCCUUCGCACUCUCAUCCGCCCCGACCAGAAAGACUGGGCUGAGCGACUGCCGGACGUUGAGUUGGCCUACAACUCUUCCAUCCACCUGGCUCUUGGGAUAUCGCCCUUCGAGUUCGAGCACGGCUCGCCGGUCACGUUACCGUUGGACAUGAUUACUCCACGCACGGUCGAGAGCGACGACCAUCUUCUUUUCUUGCGUCGGAUGCAAGAGCUUCUUGUCAAGGCACGCGACCAGAUGGCUAAGACGCAACAACGCAUGCGCCAACAGGCAAAUCGUCAGCGUCUUCCUUGUCCAUUCCACGCCGGAGACCUCGUCUGGGUUUCAGCAGCGGAAUUCAGCCUUGAACAAGACGUCUCUCGCAAGCUCCUCCCGAAAUGGAUGGGGCCUUGGCCGAUCAUAGAGCCCGCUGGGGACGCACCCGAAGGACCCUCCUUCACGAUUCAGGUGCCUAGCCACUUGCCUGUCUACCCAGUCUUUCAUUGCUCCAAACUGGCUCUCUACACGCCAGCGGAUCAUGACGACUUUUCCGGGAGACGGACGCAAGACCCACCUUCUAUGGAUGGUUUUCAGGAGCGACAUCAUCUCCCAGCGACGCUUUGGCAACAAGCCAACUGAGUAUUUGGUGCAUUUUGCCU
This is a messenger RNA of Chara braunii, 1049 nucleotides long. NCBI's taxonomy places the organism in Eukaryota, Viridiplantae, Streptophyta, Charophyceae, Charales, Characeae. The record is from the annotation of a GenBank genome assembly.